AUGUGGAGUGUAUGUAAAUUGUUAUGGAAAUUCCGGAGCUGUUGCCGAGACGGGAUCUGGGGGACAACCAAUAACUUUCUGUACACAUGUGACCCCAAAUCCAAAUCUCCUGUCUUCACUAAGGACAAAAUCAUCAGCUUGAUCGAUUCCUGGACUGCCAUAAAUUCUGCCUACCCCCUUGUUCUGCGUGGAGAGAGGAAAGUGAAACUAAUCCUCUCCUUUGACUUCAGCGAUGGGGAUCCUUUCGAGACCAUCAAGAAAACUGCCAAGUAUUGUGAGACAAAUAACAUCCCAUUUCCCAAGAUAGAUCCAGAAAAGCUGGACCCAUGUCACCCCUCUGAUUGCUACAUCUUCAAAGGAAAGGACGUUCCCAUCGUCAUGCACUUUCCACUCUUCAACAUCAAAAAUUGCCCAGGUGAAAUAGAGCACUUCAGAAAGAAGUUUUCCUUCUCUCAUUUAGUCUACACAAAGAAUGAUAUUGAUGAACUCCUCGAAAAAGCAAAGAUGAAUGUAUCCAACAACAAGGAGAGGAUUCGGGAGGCGAUCCAGCGGAUUGUGUCCUCCUCCACCAAGGAGUUUUAA
Molecule: messenger RNA, 582 nt
Organism: Mauremys reevesii (Reeves's turtle)
Lineage: Eukaryota; Metazoa; Chordata; Testudines; Geoemydidae
Product: cytosolic phospholipase A2 gamma-like
Exons: 4
Coding region: 1-582 (193 amino acids)
Biological process (GO): glycerophospholipid catabolic process
Cellular component (GO): nuclear envelope; cytosol; nucleoplasm
Molecular function (GO): calcium-dependent phospholipid binding; calcium ion binding
Source: RefSeq, a predicted model, not a curated record